Messenger RNA from Diuraphis noxia (Russian wheat aphid), 2631 nucleotides. Its product is annotated as OTU domain-containing protein 5-like. Gene Ontology annotation, biological process: protein deubiquitination. The record is from RefSeq and is a predicted model, not a curated record. Lineage: Eukaryota; Metazoa; Arthropoda; Insecta; Hemiptera; Aphididae. Gene Ontology annotation, molecular function: cysteine-type deubiquitinase activity; K63-linked deubiquitinase activity.
AACCAGUAACCGCGUCUAGGCGGAUUUAUAGGUAACGACAAAAAUCAGGGGAACCAUGAAAAGUGCGUCACGGACCACCGUGAGCGAUACAAUCGAUUGUCAACGGCAGCUCUGCGCAAACCACACUGUGUGUAAUACCAUAGACAAGUAAGAGCGAAGGCCGAAGGUCACUUAAAAGCGGAAGUAUGCAUACACACCAACACACCAUAGGCCAUAGGGUAAUAUAGUAAUUGGUAAUAACUAAUAUUACUCUUUGCCCUUUGGUGCAAACGAGCGUCGUUUCCGUCUAUCACAUAAUACCCAUUAUGUGGUUACGAUUAAUACGAACAAUAGACCGAACAGUGAACAAUGAACAUGGGUAUAUCACUUGCCCCUCGUCACCAGCUGACCAUUCAUUUGACGUCCAUGGAAAUGGUCUGUUAUCAUGUCACCGUCGACCUUAUCAGUCCACACACAAUAUUUUUUAUCAACUGGGAUUAUCAGUUCUCUUCGAACACAAAUAAGUAAAAAAAAAUAUUAUUUUAAUGUAUUCACUACAAUAUAUUAUUAUUUGCACAAUACACAUACGACAUACUACAUGGCCGUAUUAGUACCACCUACGUUUAACAUUAUUUGUGUGUCGUUCAACAGUCGGUAGUCAUCGCAAUAUAUUAAUAUAUUAAUAUUGUAAUCGUUUUAGAUUAACAUAUUUUAUUGUUUUGAAUUGCGUAUCUAUUUGUUAUCCAAUCUCGACACUCCGUCACUUACCUAGUCAAGUUCACCACGGUUUUAAUAUUCGAAAUUGUUAAUUUUUUCCCGUCAAUUGAUUGAGUGUUUUUUCAUUAUUUUUUUUACCAAUAUAUUAUAUACCUAUAUUGAUUUCAACAUGACGGUUUUAUCGAAAAAAAAGGCUCAAGCUCUAUCAGAAGAAUGUGAACCUUCGUCGAGUGCACACAGUCAUGCCUUACCUCUUUCUACAACCCAAGCUCAUUCUCAGAUAAACACAUUAGAUGAUCGAAUCAAGUCUCCACAAAGAUGGUCCGUAGAAAAUAUUGAAAAUGUUUUAGGUUCAAAACAAGCCAAACGCAGGAUUCACCGUAGUCCUCACAGAAAUACAAGAAAUAGUAAAGGACGUGAUAGAGACAAUAGAUCAUCUCAAAUUUCUGGUACUUGUCAGUGUGGAGCCACUGACUUGAAUGGUCACUGUAGUUCAGAUAAAUGUGGAUAUAAUAGUGAAGAUGAAUACGGCGAAAUUCCAAAGCAAUUUAAUGAUAUGGAAUGGGCUGAACAAGAUCGUAUUUUUGAGAAAAAGUUGAAAAAAUGUGAUCUUAUUUUAAAACAAAUGAAAGAUGAUGGUGCAUGUCUUUUUAGAGCUGUAUCAGAUCAAUUAUAUGGUGACCAAGAUAUGCACGAUAUAGUUCGCAAACAAUGCAUGGAUUAUGUUUCAAGCAAUAAAGAUUACUAUAUGCAGUAUGUUACUGAAGAUUUCAAUACAUAUAUUGCUCGAAAAAGACUAGAAGGAACUCAUGGAAACCAUGUUGAAAUACAUGCUAUGUCUGAGUUAUAUAACCGUCCAAUUGAAGUUUAUUGUUAUGAUAUUGAACCAAUAAACAUUUUUAAUAGUGGUAAUAUAUCAGAGUCUUCUAAUCCACCAAUAAGAUUAUCUUAUCAAAGAGGAAGUCAUUAUAAUAGUAUUGUAGAUCCACAUAAGGCAACAAUUGGUAUAGGAUUAGGAUUACCAAGUUUUUCCCCUGGUUCAGCUGAUAAAAAAUUGUUAACUGAUGCUGUUCGUCAAAGUGAAGAUUACAUGUUAGAACAGACAAUGUUAGAAGAUAAACUCAGAGCUACAGAUUGGGAAGCCACAAAUGAUACAAUUGAAGAACAAAUAGCACGUGAAAGUUAUUUACAAUUUUUAAAAGAUAAUGAAAAACGAAAUAAAAAUGAUAAAGAGUCAUCAGCCACAUCAACUGCCACUUCUGCAUCUAUCAUUAAAUCAUAUCAAUCUCGAACUUCGCCUCAAAGAUAUUCAGUAGGACCUAAAACCCCACCUAAUUUAUCUCCUCGUAAGGAUCGUUCAGAAAUAGAAAAUCAAUCAUUUGUCACAUUACCUCCACAUCUUUUUGGAAUGUCAAAAUGGGAAGACUUUGAUAUCCUAACAAAAGUGUUGGCCACUUCACAACAAGAGUAUCUUGACAAUUUAAAAAGACAACGCGAUGAACACAAAGAAGAAGGAGAUAAGAAAUAUUUAUAUGAUACAGAAAAACCAUCUACUUCUCAAUGAAAUUAAAAAAUAAUGAUGAAGUUGAUAAGAUACACAUUAUCAUCAAAAUUAACAAUUUUUUUCUUGCCAUUUCUUUUUUUCUUAUAAUUUUUAUUUUAAUCUACCAUGAGCUUUAAUAUUUUGCCUGGAUGGCCUCAAGCAGUAUUUCAUUGUUCACUUAUUUUUCAUUCAAUCAAAUUUGUAUAUUUAUAAAUCAAAAUAAUUUUUUUAAUUUUAAUUGUUUAGGUACUUGUUUGUGAUUAUAUACUCCUAACUGCUUACAAUUUAUCAUUCUGUCAUUUGUAAACUUUAUGUCAGGUUAGAUUAGGUUAAACUUGAAUAACUUUUUUUGUUGCUCUGGGCGUAUGUAAUUUGCGCCAAAAUCAACCAAA